Molecule: messenger RNA, 2306 nt
Organism: Cololabis saira (Pacific saury)
Lineage: Eukaryota; Metazoa; Chordata; Actinopteri; Beloniformes; Belonidae
Product: CCN family member 1-like
Exons: 5
Coding region: 96-1190 (364 amino acids)
Biological process (GO): signal transduction
Cellular component (GO): extracellular region
Molecular function (GO): protein binding
Source: RefSeq, a predicted model, not a curated record
ACUUCAUACGUCACAUCUGCUCGGAGUGAAUAAAAGGAGACUCUAAAAGAGAGAGAACGAGCACAGCCGGCUCGGAGGAAAAUCGUCUUCCAGAGAUGUUGAGCGUAUUCGUCCUUGUGAUCCUCUGCGUUGCACUGGUGUCAGCCUCAUGCCCCACAGACUGCCGGUGUCCGUCUGAAGUCCCUGUGUGUGCAGCAGGAGUGAGUCUGGUGCUCGACAGCUGUGGAUGCUGUCAGGUUUGUGCGCGGCAGCUCUUUGAAGACUGCAGCAAGAGACAGCCUUGUGACACAGCAAAGGGACUGGAUUGCAACUUUGGAGGCGGACAUGGUUCGGCUACAGGCAUCUGUCGAGCGAAAUCAGACGGGAGAACUUGCGAGUUUAACAGCAGGAUUCACCAGAACGGGGAAACAUUCCGUCCGAACUGCAAAUACCAGUGCACUUGCAUGGAUGGUUCUGUCGGGUGCAUCUCCCUGUGUCCUCAGAAGGUCUCACUGUCCAAACUGGGGUGUGCCAAGCCAAUGCAGGUCAAAGUGUGGGGUCAGUGCUGUGAACAACUCAUCUGCCCUGAUGAUGCAAAGACAGAGAGGUCCACAACCAGAAAACACAGCCAAGACAAAACAUCAGAAGAUGACCUGACAACCAAAAAUGACCUACUGCCUGUGUGGACAGGAGCAUUAAAGUCUUUACCUGCCUUGAGGAGUCAUCCAAUGGGCCGCAUUCUUGCAAGAGGAGUCCAAUGUGUACCAUACACCACGCCCUGGUCACCCUGCUCCAAAUCCUGCAACACCGGAGUCUCCACUAGGUCAACCAACAACAAUGUCCAGUGUAAACUGGUGACAGAAACUCGAGUGUGUGAGAUCCAACCCUGCAAACACAUUCCCUCCAAGAAAGCUAAGAAAUGCAACCACCAAGGAAAAGCCACCCAGCCAGUUAAACUGUCCUAUGCAGGCUGCCGUAGCCUGAAGAGGUUUCAGUUAACGGACUGCGGGUCCUGCUCACACGGGAAAUGCUGCCGGCCAAACAAGACUCAGGCUCCAUCAGUCCGUUUUCAAUGCAAAAAUGGAGAGACCUUCAGGAGGAAGGUGAUGUUGACGGAGUCUUGCAGUUGUGACGACAGCUGCUCCAGCACCAAUCAAAAGCCACUUGGCGUCAACAAACUUUUUAAUGAUAUCUACAAACCGAAAAUGUAAAGUGUGAUUUAACGGAUCAUUCCAGAGUUAAGACAACCCUAAGUCCGUCAUUGGAUGGUAAGGAGUGGAAACAUUUGGUAGGGAACAAAACAACAAUUUUGGCUUUUGAUGAGACUCAAAUAUCUUUCCACAUUUGAACUUUUUGAGUGUACAAAAACUGACUGUAUAGCACUGUAUAGCAAAAAACCCAUAACAUUUCGGUACAGUGUCUUACCUGACAUCUUUAUUCAGUCACUGUUAUCUUACAGUAAGUCUGCACGAAUUUACAACUGAAUUUCACAUAAACUAGUGUCAACAGAUACAAGACGGGAGUUCAUGGCCUUUUCUUUCAUAGAACUGGAUCAGUACUUAGAUAUUUAUGGUAAAGCAGGCAAGUGUUAGAAGUAGCGGCCACAUGUCUUCUGCAUCUAUUGACAAUUUUCAUGGCACCAGUAAUCGACUUGUACAGACAUAUAGCAGGGUGGCAGCAGGUGGAAAAAGAUCCCUGUACAGGGAUUAUUUGUACACUUACAAAGUUGAAGUGAUCUGGGUUUGUCUCCAGGGUCCAUAUCUACACUUAUAACAGUUAAGUGGAAUUAUAUUUUUUUUGUCUCAGAGAUUUAAAAUAGCAAUUUUAUCCUGACAUAGGUCUAUUGCGAACAUUAGAAGUGCGAACAUUAAAUACUAUUACCUGCAAACAUAAAUUCAGUUCUCACUCAAAACUGCUUUGAUUCAUGUCAUUUUUGUCCCUAAUUAAAGUUUGAACUCCCUACCAUUUAAUAAUACAUAUAGGGUUGUUUUAUUUCUGGAAUGUUCCUUUAAAUAAAGUGGAGAUUUAUUAAUGGGCUAACAUGAGUUUGGUGAACUUAUGAAUAUGCUUUUGCUUCAUAAUACUGGAGUCUUCUGAUUUGCUUCUUUGUGGAGCUUUUGUUAUGAAACUUUUUUUUGUGUAAGUCUUAUUUGAUAUAUUUAAGCCUUUCUUUGCAAGAUUUGUCACACCGAACCAUGGUAAUGAAAUACUGAGGACUGCUUUAUUUAUAAGGAUUUUUUGUUACAUAGAGAUACAGAAUAGUCUUGUUGAUGUUAUCGCUUGCUCUGCUUUCUAUGCAAUUUUCUGAAAUAAAAGUGAUGAAGUGU